AUAUACUUUUAUAACUGAUGAUUUUAACUAUUUAAAACGUACUAGGUAGGUAUAACUACAUUAUGGGAAUUGAGGAUACAGGACCUCCCGCCAGAGAGAUUCGACGAAGCUGCGGAUUUGAUGGUGAAGUAUUUCGUCACGGAGGAACCUUAUCGGAAGGCAACAGGUUUUCCGAAAAAUCCAGUAGCUCUAGAAGAAUACAGAUUAUACAUAAACAGAGUAUUUCGUGAUCCAGUCAGUCGCACCGUAAUGUGUUGUGCCGACACUGAUGACGACACCCAGGAUAUUAUGGGCAUUUCCUGUAUAGCUGAGGAAAAGGAAACAAAUUGGAAUAUGACUGCUGGCAUGGAAACAGAAGAAGCCAAAAAGUAUAACGAAAUAUGUGCCGAUGACGAGUUAGGCUUCGACUUGAUGAAAAAAUUCAAUAUUCCGUCGCACUACGCUGAUAAAUCAUUGCUAGUGUUACCGAAGUACCGAGGACACUGUAUAUCACAACAGUUUUAGACAGUCAGACGUAUAAUGUGUGCAGUCCACGGCAUACCCAUGACUGGAGCUUGGAUGUCCACUUACGCUACGCAGAUUGCUGCUGAGCGUGACGGGUGGAAAACUUACUAUGAGAUUGACUAUAAGGAAAUGUCGCGAAAAUAUGGAAUUACAUUUGAAGAUGUACCUCCGACUGAGAAGUAUAUGGCCGCUGGACCUCAUCCGGAUUAUAAUGUUUCCAAAGAAUAAAGUCAGCCUUAUAUAAGUCAUAA
Leguminivora glycinivorella is the source of this 755-nucleotide messenger RNA. RefSeq lists its product as uncharacterized. Lineage: Eukaryota; Metazoa; Arthropoda; Insecta; Lepidoptera; Tortricidae. The coding region runs from base 121 to 504 and encodes 127 amino acids. The transcript is spliced from 4 exons. The record is from RefSeq and is a predicted model, not a curated record.